This is a messenger RNA of Procambarus clarkii (red swamp crayfish), 6898 nucleotides long. The record is from RefSeq and is a predicted model, not a curated record. Lineage: Eukaryota; Metazoa; Arthropoda; Malacostraca; Decapoda; Cambaridae.
AAACAAGAAGCGCAGCUCAAUGUUUACAUCCAAACAGGGAACGCUGGCUCCUCCUCCGCCUCCUCGGCUCCUUUACUCUCGCUACAACACGGAAUAAGACUCCCCGUAUAUACAAUAUGGCUAUAUAACCUCGGAGGACGAGUGUUACUGCAGGUGUGGCCCAGAGACUUGGGUGUGUGUAGAGGGUGAGAGAGGUGACGAGGUGGAGUGGGUGCUUCCUCUGCCAGGGUGUGCGGUGACAUAAUGACUAACUAGUAUGACUCAUACUGGAGUAAACAGGUGAAAAACUGAAUGUUGUAGGCAGGAUAUUGUUUGAUAAACUUCAGGUGUAGUGCCUUUAGUACUUGUUGGAGAUUGCAAGCUGGAAUUUCCCGUAGGACCUGCUUUCCAUGUUUUGAUAAAUGGUAUGGAAACCCAUUCGCUAUGAUGCAAGGCUAGGUUGUUCAGCUUGGGAAGUUGCAGCACUUAUCUAUGUAGUACAGAACAUCUGGACAGGAUGGAAGGUGGACGCCGGAAAGUUCAUACUAGUGGAGGAAAAGGUGGAAGUGAGGAGUGCAGCGUUAGUGUUGGGGACCGCGUAGUGUGGCUGAGUGAGGAUUACCCCGAGUUUGGUGUAGUACAGUGGACUGGGAAGUUGCCAGGAAUGAACGAGUCCGGAUCAUGGAUGGUUGGAGUGGAAUUUGAUAAUCCUGUAGGUGAAGACAACCACAGAGUCGGUGGAAAGUUGUUGUUUGAGGCUAAAAUAAAUCAUGCUUCUCUGAUGCCCUUAACAAAUCUUAUGAAAGCUGAGGAUGUUCUUGGUAAAGAGGCUUUUGGAGCAGAUCCAAGUGGACGUAAUUCAAGUGGAAAGCGGCCCGCACAUCUAAUAUCAAAAAACGACAGUCAACUUGGCAGCGACAUGUCAAGCAUGACACCUUUUCACAUCCUAGCUUAUGAGCAGCUCUCAGCAUCUGGUCAGCGAGGCAGUGGGCCGCCACCACCGUACUCUGAGAAGGACUGGGAGCUGGCUCCUCACAUGACCUACACCACUUCAAAAAAUAUGAUAUCAUGUAAUAAGGAGACACUGCAUGAUCAUAAGUCUCGUCAACGGGACAAGAGUAAAAUUUUAAAUCGCAAUUUAGAUAAAAAGAACAAUAAAUGGAAAUCUUCUGGAAUGAGUGGCCGGCCGACACAAAUAAACAACGAUAUUGAACAAAAUUCUCCAAUUGUAGGACUUGGUGAUUCAGAGAUGCCUGUCAAUCCCUUGUAUCAUUUAUCUCUUCAUGGGAUUGACCAGUUAGAGGUUGUGUCUGAUGGAGACGGCAGCGUUUAUGAAACCCCUGAGGGCAGCGUGGAGGGCACUGAAGAAGACUUAGACACUGGUUCACUGGUUGAGGUGGUCAUCAAGGAAGUUCCUAGGUUUGGUGUGAUCAGAUGGAUUGGUACUGUUCCUGGAGACAAGAAGGAAGGAAGGAAAGUUGCUGGUGUGGAGAUGGAGGACGCAGAGGAUGGUUUAUCAGACGGAACCUUCAGUGGCAAGAGAUAUUUCACAUGUCCAGCUGGGAAAGCAUUGUUUGUCCCACUACGCAUGUGUCAUAAAGAUAGCCGUUUCCUCGAGUCCAUAUCAUCUAACCCAAGAGCUAGUUUAGGGAAAUCUUCUGGAGCAUUUGGCAGUAUGGACUGUCAGCCAGUAGGAGGAAGUGUAGCACCGUUGUCAACUCCUGAUGAAGUUCGGGCGAUGUUUGGCAAGAAUCGGGGGAUCCAGGGCCAUCAGAACUCUUGCUACCUUGAUGCUACCCUAUUUAGCAUGUUUGCUUUUACAAGCGUAUUUGACAACUUGCUGUUUCGACCACCAACUGCUCAUGACAUUAAGGAGUAUCAUGAAGUCCAACGUGUUUUAAGAGAAGAGAUUGUCAACCCUCUUAGGGCAAACCUCUUUGUGCGAGCAGAUCGCAUCAUGAAACUUCGCACCAUGCUAGAUCAUCUGUCUUCCGUACGUGGUCUUACCACAGAAGAAAAAGAUCCUGAGGAAUUCUUGCACUCCCUGUUGGCCCAGAUUCUGCAGGCUGAGCCCCUUCUUCAAUUAUCCUCUGGCCAAGAAGCUUAUCAUUACCAGCUUUUUGUUGAUAAAGAUGAAAAACUCAACCUGCCAUCUGUUCAGACUCUGUUUGACCAGUCUUUCCUCACUUCGGAUAUCAAAUUGAAGCAAGUUCCGUCCUGUUUGAUCAUCCAAAUGCCUCGUUUUGGGAAAGACUACAAAAUGUACCCAAGGAUUUUGCCGUCCAUGGUUCUUGAUGUUACAGAUGUCAUUGAGGACUCUCCGCGUCAAUGCAUUAUAUGUGGAAAGUUAGCCGAGUACGAGUGCCGUGAGUGCUUUGGACAGUGUGGCUCAGGACUUGAGAGUAUUGCCUUCUGUGCCAAAUGCAUGGAUAAAGCUCACAGCCACAAGAAAAGAGGCAGCCACACAUCCACUCGCAAGUUGAAAGUUCCUCCAGACUUUCAGAUGCUUGCGGAUCACUGUGGCUCCAUACCUCGAGUAUACAUGGAACUCUUUGCUGUAGUGUGCAUUGAGACUUCUCAUUAUGUAGCAUUCACUCGUUGCGGUUCUGGUGCUGAUGCUACCUGGUGCUUUUUUGAUUCCAUGGCAGACCGAAAAGGUGAGCAGCAUGGGUACAAUAUCCCAACCGUUGUGGAGUGUGGAGAUCUGAUGCAGUGGGUUGGAGAUGAAGGUAGUCAGAUGCUUCACGUUGUCACUGACAACAAGGCCCUUCCUGACCUUCCUCGGCGUCUUCUUUGUGACGCUUACAUGUGCUUUUACCAGAGUCCCAAGGUCAUGAUGUAUAGGUAGAUACAAAUGACAAUUAAAUUAUAUACUUUACCUCAAGCUGAAGUGCUCUUUAUUUAUUUUAUUUAUUAUAUAAAUACAGUACAGGUAUAGACUUUUAUUGUUAAUUUCUCUCCUGAAAAAAACUAGAAAUUGCAUAUCUUUCCUGAAAGAUAACACUUCCUAAAUUAUGAUAUUAUUAAAUUGAUUGUCAAACAUUGAAAGAACUUUAAGUGGAGAAAUAGAAUUGGAAAGGCAAUGAAAAAAUGGUAAGAUAUUGGAGAACCAGCUAGUAACUUGAUCCAUUCAGAAAAACUUUUAAUUUACUCAUUUUGAUUUUUUUUUUGUAUGAGAGCCAUACAGAGAACAAGUCCAUCUACGAAUAUUAUGAGAGUAAACUUCACUUACACGUUUUAAUGUUUUUAAAUUAGACAAUGUCUAGUUGCAAUAUAUACAGUACUUGCAUUUACAUAGUGAUUUGACAUUUACUAUCCUGUCUCCAUGGCAUUCUCAAAGAUUCUCUCUUUAAAUUAAAUACACUAUAUAUAUAUUUAUAUAUAUAUAUAUAUAUAUAUAUAUAUAUAUAUAUAUAUAUAUAUAUAUAUAUAUAUAUAUAUAUAUAUAUUUAUUUAUUUAUUUAUACUGAUAAAUGAGUAGAUGGAUUGAGCUUAGCUGUUUACAGAUGACAAUCCUAAAAGGUUUAAAGUUCUACAAGUAUUUGAAAGUUAACUACAGUUUAUACUCAAGAUGGGACAUUUGAAACUUCAUAGUAGCAUGUCUUAAAACAGUUGAAUGUUGAUUGCUGAAUAAUGAGUGUGCCAAAUAAUUGAUAAACAUGGGAUUUAAAUUUUAUUUUCUACAAAUAUUUGAUAUACAGGGUAUUUUGUCACAGAAAAAACCCUUUAUGGAAAAAUGUAUUUUAAAGUAUUGUAAAUUUUGUGCUUAGUUCAACAAACAUUUCAUUAUAAUGUGUAUAAUUUAUAAAUAUAGUAGAUAUAGUACGUAGGAUGUACAUGAUUUAUGUUUUUUUCUUGCUAUAUGCUAAUGGUAUAGUUUAGGUCAAGCGUUUACAAAUCCUUGCAUGGAUAUUGUAAAUAAUAUGCUUAGUACUUUCUCAAAGAUUUUAUAUUAUUGCAAUAAAUAUUACCAAUGUCAACAAUAUGCAUACAAUACAGUAUUUUAAAACAGAAACUAAUUCUCACUGAAACAUGGUCAUUUCACUGCCAUUUUUAAAAAGAAUCUUGCCAUACAUGACUGCUUUGGUUCAGCAUAAAUGUUGUCACAGUGGUUGCCAGCCUUUCUUUGUAACAAUCCAAAGUCAAUGUAUGUGUAUCUUCUUAAUCGUGUCUCCAUAUACAGUAGCAUUAUUGUUACUUCAGAAUUAGGGAGUAUUUCACAGUGGACUAUCCAGUCUGUAUUUUGUAAAGUGUCAAUGACUGAAAAUUGAUUGACUUGUGAGUGUGCUUGUGGCAAAUUGGUAUGCAACUUGUUGAAUUUUUAUUAUUCAGUGACCCGUAGCUUGUGGUGUGAUUGCUGUUGGAUGGUCUGUAGCUUGUGUGGUUGUAAUUGGAUGAUCUAUAGCUUUUGGUGUCAUGCUUUUAGCUCGGUGAUCUUUUGGCGUGACACAGUACAUCCUUGUUAAGAUUAUAAUUUCUUCCCAUAAUGCCUCAUAUGAACGACUGCUCAGGUCUCUCACUUCCGUACUUACAGAUCUUCAGUGCAAAUUUUUUGUUUUACAUGUAUGCCAACAAAUGGUCAUUGUAGCUAUUUGAAUUUCUAGUUAUUGUAGCAUUUUAUUUAAUAUAGUAUACAUAAACACAUUUUACUCUUAUUAAUUGGACAGCCGUGAAUAAGUAAAAGCUGCAUCAUGUGACCAUGAUCCACACGCUAGCCAUACUAUUACUAUUGUUAUUAUUAAUUGGUCAUGACAUCUUUACAAACACAUUACCUCCCUUUUAAUAGUUGUUUUUUUGGUCACUACCAUUCUAAGGAAAUGAAACUCUUCCAUUGGCUAUCAGUUUUAGAAUAACCUGAAUAUUAUAAGGUAGUAAAUGCAAAUAAUGUGAUGUGUGUAAGAAAAAGAUGCGACUGGAAAAGUGCAAUAUUUGAUUGAUUGAUUCUAUGUAGAGUUAAGAAACAUUUGUUUACAUGUAUGUGCAUGUUCACUUGUAAUUAUGAAUGUAUUGUAUAUAAUCCUUGCUAUGUUUUUGGCAUACAUAGGACAGUAAUCUCUCAUGUUAUAGCAAAAGUAUAAUUGCAGUUGGUCAUUGAUUUAUGUAUUCUAUACAAGUGAUGGUGUAUGCUUUAAAAUACUUUCAUAUAUACUGCAUUUUAAGGUUUUCUGUUAAAGAUCACCAAAAUAUAGCAGUUAAUGUAAAUACUUAGGUUACAGUACAUGAAUCAUUCUAAUUUAUCUAGUCAUCUAAUGAGAAUGGUCUUAGUUUCAUUAAAAGUCCUUAAUGCUUGCUAUCUGAAGUGUCCUGAAUUUUAUCUCCAUUUGGUUUUUGUUUAACAAAACUUCAGUUAAAUAUAUCUGAAUUUGUAUUAUUAUUUUAGUGUGAACUUAUUAAUGCCAAAAAUUAUAUUUGUGAGCUUUAGUAACACGCGUCAAUUGCCAGCACUGUAUAUUGGAGUAUUUGUUUAAAAUGCUCACUUUAUUUAGUAUCACUUGAGUGUAUCGUUAGGAAAAGGAGGAGAAUAUGAGGUUAUUUACUUGAAUGAUAAUUAUAUUUAAAUUACAACUUUAUUAUUGGCAUUUCUUAAAGUUGAAUAUGGUUAACUUAUAUUUUUGUUUUAUAUGGGUAUUAGUUACCUGAAUGAAUGUAAAAUUUCUUAUUUUUCAUCUGACCUGGAUCCAAAUGCCUAGCAUAUCUAGUUUUUGGCUGGAGAAGUACGGCAUAAUUGGUGCGUGAAAACUGGAAAAGAAAAAGUUUGUGCAGACACACGCAGCUAACCACUAUCAGUGUGUGCACUUCAAAUCAUCCUAAGAUUUUGACAACAGAUAUUGUUCAAAUUGUAUUAGUACAGUAUUAACAGGCAACUUGAUAACAUAGGACUGUUUGCAUCAUAAUUUGUUGAUGUCUAAUUGUCAAGUGUUUUUAAAAGAAUAAGUGAAUUCUUUAGUUUUAUUUGGAACUGCUUGAAGACAGUACUUUCUACCUCCAUGCUAGAGACUUAAGUUUCUCGUCAAGGAGAGCAAAUUAAUAUCGAUAAAAUGGUGUUCUAAUUGUUAAAAAUUAAAUUAUAAAUAUACAUUUAUACUGUAUUUGAUUAUCUUUGUUGUGCUAUAUUCUGUAAGAAAAUUUUAUUAUGCAUCUCCAUUAUAAAUGUUUUAUUUUCAUAUGAUAUACAAAAAAACAAAUUCACAGUGAACUGUCGUGUCAUUGGCUCACAACAGAGGGUCUCGGAGUUCAAUUUCCAUGCAGGACACGGUGUUGGGCAAGUGUCUUUUCAGCUGACACUUGUGUUCACCUAGCAGUAAAUAGGUACAAGAUAGUCAAAUUGAUUAUUGUGUCUUGCAUCCUGAUGAAGGUCAGUAGUUGGCCAAGGGGAACGUCAAUAAACCUAAGUACAGGCUUCCUGUUCCCAAUAGUGGGAAACCAAGCCAUAUGUGACAGACUUGAAGGUCAUAUCUGUUAGAAUAAUGAAGCAUUGUUUAUGGGCAACACUGCCCACUCCGGAUAUUUUUGGAAUUACUGUAUUGCUAAAAGGAUCAAAAAUGUUUUAGCAAUAUAAUAAUCAUGUCUGGAAGUCAGAGUGUAAUUUGGUGCUAGUUGGCUAUUGAUACAUGGCUUGGUUUAUUCCAAUUAAUAUUGGAAUUGGCUAUUGAUUAGUAUUCAACUAGCACCAAAUUACACUUCCAACUUCCAGAACACGAUGGAACAUAUAACAUACUCCCUAAGCCAUCAUACAACUAGGAGAUUUGGCAAGAUACAGUGGACCUAUAAGUAAGAUGUUUUACCAUUGCCUCAUCCUCGGAUAUAUAUCAUGCAGCAAGAAACUGUGUAAUAAUUUGAUCUCUGCCUUUGACAAUGUUAACAAGAAUUAAUGAAAUGCAUCUCUUAGCAUCAGGCCAAAUAAAACUGUAAAAAAGAA